Eucalyptus grandis is the source of this 2222-nucleotide messenger RNA. Its product is annotated as glutamate receptor 2.9. Bases 1 to 2208 code for a protein of 735 amino acids. Gene Ontology annotation, cellular component: plasma membrane. The transcript has 6 exons. The record is from RefSeq and is a predicted model, not a curated record. Gene Ontology annotation, molecular function: glutamate-gated receptor activity. NCBI's taxonomy places the organism in Eukaryota, Viridiplantae, Streptophyta, Magnoliopsida, Myrtales, Myrtaceae.
AUGGGUUUUCUUCAAAGCUUGUGUAACAGAAGUACGAGACAUAUUUUGUCGAAUUUGAGGCUGUUUCUCUUGCUCUCGCCGCUCCUCGUCCCGAGCUACUCUGGUGCAGCCACCAAAGCCGUAGAUGAGAGGAACGUGUUCAAAGUGGGCGUGAUUCUUGAUUUGGACUCACGUCUCAGCGACCAAAUGCGUAUGGCAGUUGAGAUAGCGAGCCAAGAUGUGAACAGCAUCUCAUCAUCCGGAAGUCAUUACAUAAAGCCAUAUUACGUAAACUCCCACGCGAAGCCCCUUCGAGCAAUUUCGGCUGAGGAGCUUGGAAAAAUCGGCUCAGCAAUAGAGGACGAGCUGAUUCUUGAAGCAUUAUCAUCUCCAAAUGGAGAAGUGAUUGUCGUCGCCCAGAAGCACUCAUUUCUCAAAGCAGCAAAGAAGAUGGGACUCUUCUAUGGAGAUUCAAUUUGGAUAUUUGCUGAAAAACCAUUUGCCAACCUCUUAAUUUCAGCAGAACAAUCAGCAAUCUCCUCCACUGUUGAAGGCGCCAUAGGAGUAAUUACCUACCGUCCCAAUAACCAGGCAUAUAGAGAAUUCAGAUCCAAAUUCUUGAAUAUGUUCCAUCACAAGUAUGGAGAAAACUUCAAUUUUGAGCCAGAUAUCGAUGCUGUACGAGCAUACGAUUGCAUUCUGGCCAUUAAAAAUGCGAUAGAUGCAGUGCCAAGCCAUGAUAUUAUACCUGAGUUUUUCCUUAAUAGAAUAUCGCGAACUAGACUCACAGGUUUAAGUGGGCUGAUACGAUUUGAGAAAGGUCAGUUGGCACAUCAACCCGCAUUCCAACUUGUAAGUGUUAAUGGAAAUGAAUAUAGAGAGCUUAAGCUUUGGUCUCCCAAUUUCGGUUUCUCAAGGAGUUUCAUAGCAAAGCAAAGUUCAAGAAGAAAUGGGUACGCAAUUGCAGACAAAUUGAAGACCGAAGAAGGACAGACUUCUGGUGAGAACAAGCGAUUGGUGGUCGGAGUUCCCAGUAAAAGUCCCUUUGAUAAGUUUGUGAAGGAGGAUAUGGACGACACAACCGGGAAAGCAAACUACAUUGGCUUUUGCAUAGAUGUUUUCGAGAAGGUUGUUUCUCGCUUUCCUGAUCGUUUGAACUAUGAGUUUUCUCAUCAUGAUGGAACAUAUCAGGACUUGAUUAACAAAGUUCGUGAUAAGACCUACGACGCUGCAGUUGGUGACAUAACUAUUCUGGCCAAUCGCUCCCAGUAUGUCGAGUUCACACAGCCGUUUAUAGCAUCAGACCUUUCAAUGAUAGUCCCAGCAAAACCGGACCCGGACAGGGCAUUGAUCUUUAUGGAGCCUUUCACUCCAACAAUGUGGAUUGCCUCUGGAGGCAUUCUCGUGUACACAAUGUUGGUAGUUUGGUUCUUGGAGCGUCCAAUCAAUCCGGAAUUUAAAGGCCCUUUGCCAAAUCAACUCUCGACUGCUGCUUGGUUCACUUUCUCCUCUCUCUUCUUUGCUCAUAGGGAGAGAGUGCACCGGAACUUUACUCGGAUCGUGCUGGUGAUUUGGUUCUUUGUAGCAUUGAUCUUGACACAGAGUUACACGGCAGGCCUCACCUCAUUGCUCACUCUCCAGCAGCUCAAACCGACUGUGACCACCAUGGAGUGGCUGAGAAUUUCUAAAGCAAGAGUGGGUUGUGACCCUGAAGCUUUCAUUUGUGACUAUCUGACUAACACGCUAAACUUCUCGAAGGAAGUCAUUGUCGGCAUAAGCAACACUUCCAGCUAUGGAGAUGAAUUCAGAAGAGGCAACAUUGCCGCUCUUUUUCUGGAAUACCCAUAUGAGCGAGCUUUCUUCACUGAGUAUUGCGAUGGAUAUGUUGCCACUCGUGAAAACUACAGCUUUGGCGGUUUUGGCUUUGUGUUCCCAAAAGGCUCUUCAUUAGCUGCAAACUUCUCUCAGGCCAUUUUGGAGCUUUCAGAGAGCGGUGAGAUGAAAAGAUUAGAGAACCAGUGGUUCAGUCCAAAGUGUACCUUGAGGAACUUGAGCAACGACACACCGAGGUUGGGUCUUAACAGCUUCUGGGCACUCUAUGCUGUCACCAUCGCCACUUCCACAGGUUGCUUCCUCUUUGCGUGUCUCUGCAAGAGAAGGAACGGUCAGGAUCAUGAACAAGGAAGCACUGAUGAUGACAUGAGCGUGACGGAGCUGAGUAUUUUGUAGUGUAAAUCAAUGUA